This is a messenger RNA of Terrapene triunguis (Three-toed box turtle), 692 nucleotides long. Its product is annotated as cholecystokinin. Bases 83 to 484 code for a protein of 133 amino acids. Gene Ontology annotation, cellular component: extracellular region; axon. Gene Ontology annotation, molecular function: neuropeptide hormone activity. The transcript has 3 exons. Gene Ontology annotation, biological process: digestion. The record is from RefSeq and is a predicted model, not a curated record. Lineage: Eukaryota; Metazoa; Chordata; Testudines; Emydidae.
AAACUGUUAGAACUUAUCUAACCUGAGCACUACUCUCUCUCUGAUUUGAACUAGGAAAAAGUAUCUUACUUAAAGGUAGGAGAUGAUGGCUAUGUACAGUGGUAUCUGCAUCUACAUGUUCCUUGCUAUGCUGUCAACGAGCUCUUUUGGACAGCAGGCUACAGGCUCGCACAAUGAGAAUCCUGUGGCCACUGAGCUUGAGCAGAGCUUGACAGAACAUCACCGACAUGUUCGUGUCCCUUCAUCUGCUGGCCAGCUGAAACCUAUCCAGCGGCUGGAUGGAAAUGUUGACCAAAAAGCCAACAUUGGAGCUUUGCUGGCCAAAUAUCUCCAGCAAGCCAGAAAAGGUCCUACUGGAAGGAUCUCAAUGAUGGGAAACAGGGUACAGAACAUUGACCCUACACACAGGAUAAACGACCGAGAUUACAUGGGCUGGAUGGAUUUUGGACGCCGCAGUGCUGAAGAAUACGAGUACUCCUCUUAAAGAACAUCGAACUAUCUCAAAAAGAAGAAUCCUACUCCCAUUUCUGUACAGAAGGAAAAAAAAUAAUUUUUGUCCUCUACGAAUCAGUGUUUAAAAAUAUAUAUUAUGUCCUUGAUGUAAAUUCGUCUGUAAAACUAUACAAUGCAAUAUAUACAUAUGCAGAAUUUUCCAAAAAAAUGUUCUCUUUCUCCUAUGGUUUCUUAUCAUA